CUAGGACUUCUGACUGUAGAUGGCAUGGCUGCUUCAAGUGUCAUUGAAGGCUCAUUCACCACAGUAAAAUAUCUUGAGUUCCUUCAAUCUACAGUGUUGCUAAUGUGUUCACCUUAUCCUGGACUUUUGUCUGUCCUUGUAAUGGACAAUAUGAAAAUCCAUCAUGGAGAGGGUGUUGUGGAGUUGAUUGAAGCUUAUGGUGAGUUGCUGUGUCUGAUCUAG
This is a messenger RNA of Suillus subaureus, 222 nucleotides long. RefSeq lists its product as uncharacterized. The annotation marks the transcript as partial. NCBI's taxonomy places the organism in Eukaryota, Fungi, Basidiomycota, Agaricomycetes, Boletales, Suillaceae. The transcript has 2 exons. The record is from RefSeq and is a predicted model, not a curated record.